This is a messenger RNA of Yamadazyma tenuis ATCC 10573, 2350 nucleotides long. The record is from RefSeq and is a predicted model, not a curated record. NCBI's taxonomy places the organism in Eukaryota, Fungi, Ascomycota, Pichiomycetes, Serinales, Debaryomycetaceae.
AUCAAGGUUGGAGUCGGAGUUCAAGUCCUCGGCAGAAUUUGUCGAGUCUCUCUGUGUGGUCCAGAAAUUCCAUGAGGAUAUGCUCUUUUUUCUAUCUCCGGGAAUGUGGUCAUCCACUUCAUCAUCAUUAUUGUUAUCGUCAUCUGGAGAAUCAUCUUCAUCAUCUGGAACAUUUUCUUCUCCAAUGGCGUCUUCAUGGUUAUCAAAGUACUGUUGGCUGUUGUCGUUCUUUUUCCAGUUCAUCCAAUUUCCAGAUGUUAGCUGUGCUGAGAGAGCUUUCAUGGUACUUAUAUCCGGGGAUUUACUCCUCUCACCGUCUGGGGAACUGGUUGGGGGAUUCGGGCUUAGAGGGACGGCCAGCGAACUAUCGGUCGCUUUGCUGGUGUUCCACAGUUUCAACCAGCUGGAACUCAUAGUAUAGAAUGAUGGAGAUCCGUGUAUGAAUGUCUAGCAAAAGAUGUGGUGGUUAUUAGUCCUAGCAGAUUACAAUUGACACUUGCUCAAAAGCGGGUGCGAAAGCCCUUUUAAUUCAUAUGAUAUAUUUGUGAGGUGAAACUGGCACUAUUAUUUUGUAGGGCCCAGUCGGUUUUUUGUAGUAGAUCGUGCUGUUGUACUAGGAGCUGUGACUUGUCGGUGCAGUGUCCACCUGUUGUUUUGGGCGCCUGGAAGCUGGGUGGUACCAAUUCAAUGGCUAACUACCUUUUAACCCAUGUAAUCUGUACAAAUGUAGAUGGGAUGUAGCUGAUCUCAGCUCAUACUUAGUUCUGAGUUGAAAGACCUUAACAACUACACUAAUAUUUUAGUCCAUAUAUUAACAAUUUCCCUCCUACGCUUUUGCUGUGCUCCCGCACAACUGUUAUUUCUCAAUGGCGAAGAGGAGAGGAACAGAGGUAUCAACUAAGUUUUUAAGCAUCAACCCCCAAUAUGAAGAAGAAGUGUUGGAAGUCUACGCCAUUCUUACAGAGGAAGUAGAAGACUUGCAAUUGAAACAACUCCGAACAGUGUUCAAACGCCUUCAAAUUCCCAAAUGUUUCACCGCCGAUAUCCUUCAAAGCAUAGACCACUUCUAUGAAAGCAAUGGAACUCUCAUCAAGCACCGCACCCCCAAGUCCGAUAUCGUGCUUCAUAUGGUCACCACCUUUACGAUCUCAUCACGGUUGGUAAAUGACUCAGAUAUCAUAGACAUUGUGGAUGUAGAUAAGCUCAUAUCUUACACCAGCAAGUUAUUAUAUUACAGAGAUAACUACACCCACAUCAAGAACACGUGGCGUUUAUUUGUGGAGACAGUCCUUGGGUCUGCCCCAAGUGUGUCUGAGCUCCUCGAGUUCAAGUUGAAUUUGGUGGAUUUAAAGAAGAUCAAGUCGGUUUUGGGACUAGACGGAUCAGGCAAAGACACGUUAAGCGACGUGUUACUUAUUGAUAUGCUCAGCUGCUGUUCUUCCGAUGAGUCGGGUACUAUCUACAACUUCGACUUCUCUAGAGCCACUCAUGGCUUGUUCAUUAACAUUAAAGAUUUUGCAUGUAUUUUAGGUAAUUUGGGAGAAUACGAUUAAUGAAAAAUCUUGCGCGUAUAAAUAUUCACACUGCAAUGGUAUAUAUUGAUCCUCAACAACUUAAAGCCCUAGACAACCAAAUCCUUGAGUCUUCCAUUCCAGUGGUGUCCGAAAUACAUCUUCGAGGCGAUGUAAAUUUUUGUAGCAUCAGGCAAUUGGAUUUGGUGGUAGCCCAUUUAUUUCAACGACUUACCCUAAUGCCUCUGGUUAGAUCCACACUUGUUCCCAAUGCCAAUAUCAUCCGCUUCUUGCUCACUGCCGCCUCGCGAGUGCCAGCCAUAAACUAUGCGGCUUCAAAUGACCUGGACUAUGUAUCACAAAUGGAAUCAGAAAAGGAGAUUCCACGGAACUACACCAACCUUACUCCUUUAAAUACCAAAGCGGCACUAUUAUUACAGGUAUACAUCGGGCUUCUCAAUACCUCAAUCAGUGAUCUGGAAAGGGAAGAUAUAUACCACGAGUUUAACUUUGUAUUUUCGGAGUUCAUUGUGGCCCCAUUGCAUCAGAGGCCGUUUCAGGAACGAAAUGCUAGCAAGCAGGCCAAAAAGGAUAUUAGCAAUCUUUAUUCUGUCACCCUGCUUCCAACCAACUCUCCAAAGAGCCGAAAUAGACAGCAGAAAGAGGAUAGUGCUGAUGCCACCAUGUAUUCUCCUUCGGCCCACUCGGUGGUUGAAGAUUCUGAAGAUGGGUUCUCACCUAUCUCUCGGCCUCGCGUACUAGAAGAAGAGAUUGAUGUUUUCGAGAAAUUUGCACCUACAAAACCCACCUCGCAGAACAAGCGGUCUCUUUUGGACUCA